AUGCGCCUGGGGCUGAAGAUGGUUGAAGAGGGCGUUGUGUUCUGGGGGGGAGGAAGGCACCGUGCUUCCAAAGGGCCAGCAAGUGAUAGCUACAAGGCUGGCGUGUUCUAUGCGAAUCAGUUUCAGUACCCGAGGCAAGUGUUGGUGGAUUGGGAGCGCUCACAGGCUGCCACCUACGAUCGCGCAGGCCUCUUCAUCUUCUGGGACUUGGCUUGCGGCCGCGCCUCGCAUACGAUCCUUGCCCAUGAAGGCAUGGUGCUUGAUGCUGAAGUGGACUGGGGCGACACGGCUCGCAGUGUCACAGUGGGGUCCGACUGCCGCAUUGCGGCGUGGACUGCCGACCGGCAGGUGUGCAGCAUCCGUUUACAAGGAGAGGAUGGGGAUCUCGAUGACCUGGUGGAUGGUGGCUUAGAAGUCCAUUGGAAGACCAGCCGCCUUGUGACCUGCUGGGACCGUGCCGUGUGGGUCUGGGACUUAGCCACCGGCCGUACCCUCCACACGCUGCGCGCUCCUGCAGGCAGCGUCAAAGGCUUCAACGUGGAUUGGGACUCGUCGCGCUGCGUUGCAUGGGUCUCCGGCGGCCAGUGCUUGCUCUGGUGCCUCCGAACGGGUCAGCUGCUGGAGAAGCUCAUCGGGCCAACCUCCGCGAUCUGCGGACUGGCAUGCUGCUGGGAGGAGGACAUUAGCGCCCCGCGCUGUGCUGUCCGCGCAGCUGCGCGGACACACCAACGUCGUCGCAGGCGCUGA
Symbiodinium natans is the source of this 747-nucleotide messenger RNA. The record is from the annotation of a GenBank genome assembly. NCBI's taxonomy places the organism in Eukaryota, Dinophyceae, Suessiales, Symbiodiniaceae.